AUGGUGGAGUGUGAAGACUGGUUAGUUCUUUGCCCAGACCACAUUGGCUGUUUUAGGAACAUCCUCGGGAUCUUCGCUGAUGGGGAGCGCUCUGGAAGGAAGCCCCGGCAGGAGAAGUCCAGUGGCGACCUGACCAAAGGAAUCAGCUUCGUGCGGGGACAGACUUUGCAGCCCACAUCGGUGCCCGUGCCCCGGCAAUCAUGUCGAAGCAAGGCCUUUUGUAGAGCCCAAGUCCCCAAGCAGAUGGCCUUCAUUUCCUUUUUUCUUUCGCAAUUUCUUCGCGACCUCGUGGGGACUGAUUCUCUUUGCACACUAAGUGAGGCACCGCCGAAGGAGGAGAAGAACAAGGAGCAGGAUGAAGACUCAGAUGUGGAUAGUCGCUUUGUACUCGACGCCAGCCUUCUCAGUGCCAACUUCACGCCGGCCGUGGAGGGCCCUAAGCUGCCAGCGCGGAACAAGCUCUCCUUCCAUCAGAUGUCCAGCAACUAUGGUAAGGGCUUUGCCAUGUUGCAGAAGAUGGGUUUCACAGGUGGAGGCCUUGGACGGCACAACGACGGCAUUGCCAACCCCAUCGAGGUGCAGAAGCGGCAAACGAAGAUGGGAUUGCAAGACGAUGGAGAAAUGGACCUCUAUGGCAACGAAGGUGGCCGCCGCACCAUCGAGGAGUUGCUUGGAACCAUCAGCAAGCCCAAGCAGAGUGACGAGCCGAAGAUCAGUGAUGGAUGGAAGCGUGAUGGGAAAUCCAAACGCCCCAAAACCAUCUACAAGAAGGCAGAAGAGGCGUCGGGGGAGGUGCCGGCCAUGCGCAUCGUCGACAUGCGAGGCCCCGAGGUGAAGGUGGCCUCCUCCUUUGCGGAGUUGGCCGCCAACCUCGCGGGGGACAGCGUGAGAAGCUUGAAGGAGUUCCGGCACAACACUCGCCUGCUGGUGUCGCGCUACGAGGACAAGGUGAGGGCUGCUGCAGAGCGGAAGCGCCAUUGUGAGAACAUCAUUCUCGCUGCGGCCAAAGAACAAGAACGUCUUCAAGCAGCGGACAACAUCAGUGAAUCUGAUGUGAAAGGCUGUAAAGAGUUGGUCUUGGAGAUUGAGUCCUUGCGCGAGCAGCAAGAUGAAGCCAGCAUCACACUGAGCGAACUGGCGGACUCAUUCAAGCGCCUGGAACGCACGCGGCCCAAAGAAUUCCAUUUGCUCUCGGCCAUGGAUGUGGCCUUUGCUUUAGCUCUGCCGACUGCCAAAAGGGAGUUGUCUACGUGGCAACCCUUCAAAGCUCCAGAGGAAACACAUUGGAGGGAUUUGAAAAGAGAUGGUCUCAAAGCCAUUUCCAAGUGGCAACAGCUGGGAGAUAAGGAGCGCUUCAGCGCUCUGCUGGAUGCCUCGUUGAUUCCACAGCUUCGGAAGGCCUUGGUGGCCUGGUCUCCCCGCGACUUUGAGCCUUGCAUUGCUCUCAUGGAGACUUGCAAGAAGGCCCUCCAUCUGGACGUGGCAGAGGCGCUCAUCGCGGAGGUGGUCCUGCCACGGCUGCGCUCCGAGCUGGAAGUGUGGGACCCACGGAUUGACAAGGUCUCAGCACAUUUGUGGCUGCAUCCCUGGUUGCCCGUGCUGGGGCGGAAGAUGGAGAUGCUUUGGACGCCGAUCAGGUUCAAGAUCUCCGGCUGCCUGGAGCGGUGGGACUCCAACGAUCCAUCGGCCCAUGGGCUCCUGAAGCCUUGGCAGCAAGUCUUUGAUGCGUCGAACUGGGAGCCCCUCCUGGAGAAGGUCUUGUCCAGGCUAGAGAAGGCACUGCUUGAUACGCCCAUCAAGCCUGAUGGCCAGGACCUGAAAGCACUGAAGAGUCUCUUCACCUGGUUGGACUUGGCUCCUCUGGAGAACGUGGCACGUGUCCUUGAGACGGCCUUUUUCCCACAGUGGCACAGCGCGCUGAAGCAGUGGCUGAGGACCAAAGGAUGCAACUUCUCUGAAGUCUUGCAGUGGUACCAGGGCUGGAAGGCGCUGUUUCCCCCCCGAGCUGAGAGAACAGUUGGUGGUCCAGCGGCACUUGGCUCAUGGCCUUGAAGAACCUUGGCAUCAAAAGGUGUGUCCUCCACUUCAGUCAGGUCGGCAUUUACAGAGUUACGCAAGGAGAACCUUGAGAGCAAAAAACCACAUCCCUAGAAAAAGAAGAUAAAGAACAUCCUUUUGUUGACUCGAUAGUUUCUCUAAGAAGCAUGGUUGCUUUAUACUUGGACCAAUUCCAUUGAAAGUCAUGUUCC
Molecule: messenger RNA, 2249 nt
Organism: Durusdinium trenchii
Lineage: Eukaryota; Dinophyceae; Suessiales; Symbiodiniaceae
Source: the annotation of a GenBank genome assembly